Messenger RNA from Penicillium alfredii, 1002 nucleotides. Its product is annotated as putative short-chain dehydrogenase/reductase family protein. The record is from RefSeq and is a predicted model, not a curated record. NCBI's taxonomy places the organism in Eukaryota, Fungi, Ascomycota, Eurotiomycetes, Eurotiales, Aspergillaceae. The transcript has 2 exons. The coding region runs from base 1 to 1002 and encodes 333 amino acids.
AUGGCGGGCCUAUUCCGCCUCCUCAGAAUGCAAUACACCCCACCAAGAGAUCCACGAGGAGUCUCAUUUGCUGGCAAAACAGUCCUGUUGACCGGUGCCACCUCGGGGCUGGGGCUUGAGGCUGCCAUCAAAUUCCUAAAUUCUGGGGUUGCUUCUCUGAUCAUUGGCAGCCGCAAUGUGGAGCGUGGCCAACAGGCGAAAGCAGAGCUGGAAAAGAGUACCAACCGAUCCGGCGUGGUCCAGGUCUGGGAGCUUGAGAUGAACAAUUUUCAGAGUGUCAAGAGCUUCGCCAGUCGCAUUGACACAGAACUUGAAAGUCUGGAUGUGGCCCUUCUCAAUGCCGGGCUCUUCAACCGGGAGUACACCACCUCGGCAGAGGAAUGGGAGGAGAUGUUGCAGGUCAACACGCUGUCCACCUCGCUGCUGGCUCUGCUCCUCCUUCCGAAGUUGAGGGCCAGCGCCUCCGAAUCGGAGCCUGCACAUCUGACUCUUGUGUCCAGUCAGCAAUUCGUUCGUGUCAAGGCUGAGAGCCUCCAGACAGAAGGUUCUCUGUUAGAACAUGUGAAUGCACCCGACGGGUUCAAGAGUCCUAAGCAGUACGGCAUCUCAAAACUACUCCUGGAAUAUGUGGUCAAAAACAUUGCCGACCUGGUCCGCAAUGAGAACGGGACUCUGCCGGUCAUCGUCAAUUCUGUGAGCCCCGGGUUCUGUCAGUCAUCUCUCGGUCGCCAGUACAACCGAUUCUAUGAACGGUGGUUGAUGUGGCUCGUGUAUAAAUUCUUUGCUCGCACCACCGAGCAAGGGAGCCGGUCGUUGGUUAGUGCCACCGUCCAAGGCGCGGAAUCUCAAGGGAAAUGUUGGCGAAGCGAUGGAUAUCUCGAUGAAUCAACCGCCCUAACGACCGGGCCAGAGGGGAAGCGAUUUCAAGCCAAAGCAUGGAAGGAGAUGAUGGAGAUACUGAAAGCACAGGCAACAGAGUUGAAGAGCAUCUUAAGAGCAUAG